This is a messenger RNA of Ustilago hordei, 162 nucleotides long. RefSeq lists its product as uncharacterized. Bases 1 to 162 code for a protein of 53 amino acids. Lineage: Eukaryota; Fungi; Basidiomycota; Ustilaginomycetes; Ustilaginales; Ustilaginaceae. The record is from RefSeq and is a predicted model, not a curated record. The transcript has 2 exons.
AUGAAGCUUUUCUCCGGCAUCCUCGCUCUUUGCGCCGUGAUGGUCAUUUUCAUCGCCACUGUCAAGGCCGACGAGUGCAAAUGCCCCAAUGGUUCACGCUGCUGUGGUAAUUCCUCACACGAAGGUUUCGAGAAGGCCUUCAAGGAUGAUGGCACGGACUGA